This is a messenger RNA of Scleropages formosus (Asian bonytongue), 2294 nucleotides long. Its product is annotated as CUGBP Elav-like family member 4. The transcript is spliced from 13 exons. The coding region runs from base 484 to 1932 and encodes 482 amino acids. Lineage: Eukaryota; Metazoa; Chordata; Actinopteri; Osteoglossiformes; Osteoglossidae. The record is from RefSeq and is a predicted model, not a curated record. Gene Ontology annotation, molecular function: RNA binding.
UGUAUUAAGACGCUCCUUUUUUCCACAAAUGUUUGGAUGCGCGGCCCACCCUUUGCGUCCGCAGCCAUAGUGUCCCGUGAUUGGCUACUCGGGAAGAUUAUGCAAAUGAGAAAUAGGUCUGGUUAGGAGAACGUGGGGCUGACGUCACGAGGCAGAGUGGCCGCCGACAGGGGUGGGGAAGCGGGGGGGGGGGGGCAGUGGAUCGAGACGUGGAACACGAGCAGCAGACAUGAAAAGAUACAAACAGAGCGUCGGUGCAGAGUCCGGCCAUUGAGGGAGGAGAGGGGUAGCAGGAAAGGAGGAAAAGGAGCGCGCAACGGAGAGCGAGACAGGAGUGGGGCAUAAGAGAAAGGGAAGGUGGAGUGGGCUUGAAAAGUGAGAGAGAGGAGGACAGGGACAGGAGGGGGAGAGAGGAGAGAGAGAGGGAGAGGAGAGAGAGAGAGAGGAGAGAGAGGGGGAGAGCAGCUGGUCCAUUGAAGAAAGAUGGCUACAGUCACGGCGAACGGAGUGCAGCAGGAGAAUGGAUUCAGCACCACGAACAGCGGCGGCAGGAUGAACGGGCUCACCAUCGGCCAGAACACGAUCCCCAUGAAGGACCACGACGCCAUCAAGUUGUUCAUAGGACAGAUACCGCGGAACCUGGAGGAGAAGGACCUGAAACCGCUCUUUGAGGAAUUCGGCAAGAUAUACGAACUCACCGUGCUGAAAGACAGGUUCACAGGAAUGCAUAAAGGAUGUGCCUUUCUCACGUACUGUGCCAGAGAGUCGGCGCUGAAGGCCCAGAGUGCCCUGCACGAACAGAAGACCCUACCGGGGAUGAACCGGCCAAUCCAGGUGAAACCAGCAGACAGUGAAGGACGAGGAGAAGACAGGAAGCUGUUCGUGGGCAUGCUGGGAAAGCAGCAGGGGGAGGAUGAUGUGCGGCGGCUGUUUGAGCCCUUCGGUCAGAUCGAGGAGUGCACCAUCCUGAGAGGGCCUGACGGGGCCAGUAAGGGCUGUGCCUUCGUUAAGUUCUCCAGCCAUGCAGAAGCGCAGGCGGCCAUCAACACCCUGCACGGUGGACAGACCAUGCCGGGAGCCUCUUCAAGCUUGGUGGUGAAGUUCGCCGACACAGACAAGGAGCGCACCCUGCGUCGUAUGCACCAGAUGGCAGGACAGCUCGGCAUCUUCAGCCCCAUGACGGUCCAGUUUGGGGCCUAUGGGGCCUACACCCACGCUCAGAUGAUGCAGCAGCAGGCGGCAUUCAUGGCCGCAGCCCAGGGCUCCUACCUGAACCCCAUGGCAGCCAUAGCCGCCGCGCAGAUGCAGCAAAUGGCGACCUUCAAUGUCAACGGCCUCGUGGCUGCACCCAUGACACCGUCCUCAGGCACCAGCACCCCUCCAGGCAUCAGUGCCACAGCCGUGCCUAGCAUAGCCACUCCCAUCGGGGUCAACGGCUUCAGCGCCCUGCCACCACAGACCAAUGGCCAGCCCACGUCAGAGCCCAUCUAUGCCAAUGGAAUACACCCAUACCCAGCACAAAGUCCUACAGUGGCAGACCCACUCCAGCAGGCCUACGCGGGUGUCCAGCACUACGCAGCAGCCUACCCUGCAGCCUAUGCGCCAAUCAGCCAAGCAUUUCCGCAGCAACCAGCUAUCAUACCGCAGCAACAGAGAGAAGGGCCAGAAGGCUGCAACCUGUUUAUUUACCACCUGCCCCAGGAGUUUGGAGAUGCCGAGCUCACGCAGAUGUUCCUGCCGUUCGGCAGCGUCAUUUCUGCCAAAGUCUUCGUUGACCGUGCAACCAAUCAGAGCAAAUGUUUUGGUUUCGUCAGCUUUGACAACCCAUCCAGCGCUCAGGCUGCCAUCCAGGCCAUGAACGGCUUCCAGAUCGGAAUGAAGAGGCUGAAGGUGCAGCUCAAGAGGCCGAAGGAUGCCAACCGACCUUACUGACCGCUCCAUCCUUCGUGCCAGGAUGAAGGGCCUUGAAACCUUAUUUCCACAAGUGCAGUAUAAGUACAAAGACUUCUCGUUCUGCCACAUAUCAUGAAAGAAGGACGGUCCCUUGAUUAUGUGGGAAAGGAAUUGAGCGACUGGAAAAGGAACCAGGAAGGUUUUUCUAUCCAGUUCUCCUUUAUUUCCCCGACCCAUCUUUCUUGCCUGGUUUUUUUUUUUUUUUUUUUUUUUGAUUCGCCAUCAGUGGAAACCAGUUUUAUUGCGACCAAGUUUUUUGCUGCUGUUUAUCGGACAUGAGAGUGAGAACCUUUACAGACUCAUAAUGCUUAAAGCAUGCAUACCAGGAUAAGCAUUGAAAA